This is a messenger RNA of Oryctolagus cuniculus (rabbit), 2298 nucleotides long. Lineage: Eukaryota; Metazoa; Chordata; Mammalia; Lagomorpha; Leporidae. The record is from RefSeq and is a predicted model, not a curated record.
CAGCCGAGGAUUUGGACCUGAGGCCUGGGUCUCAUGUGGGAGGUUUGUGGGGGCGGACACUGGCACCUCCAGGCAGAGCAGCCGUCUGCUGUCCUUACCUCUGCGUGUCCAGGGUCUCACCCGGCCUCUGUUUCUUCCCCUGAAGUGACCUGGGUCACCGCGAGGACCCCACAAGAGCCUCAGAUGGAGAGGACUUGGAAGAGAAGUCUCGUGGAGACCCAGGCUGGUGGAAGCCGUCGGGUUCCGUUCCGACUCUGGCGUCACUGCCUGCGCUCCGAGAACAGCAGCGGUGCAGUGACGUGGAGCUGGUGCCUUCUUACGUCUCUGAGUUACUUCAGCCCACUGCCCACCGUGGCCUUGUCCUGCCCUGGCUUGGCGAGCUCGGCACAGAGUUGGCGAGAGCAGCUGCACUCGUGCCACUGAUGGCAGACGCGGCGCUGUCCUGGGGCUGCACGUGCGCCUGGCCGAGCCGAGCACCUGUGCACCUGCCAGACCCCCCGCCUGGCUCCUGCUGGUGAGAAAUGCUAACUCCCCUCUCACGUUUUGCCUCCUGCAGGGGGACAGCCGCGUGGCUGCUGCUUUCCCGGAGAGAUGGCAUCCUCUGUGCUCUCCAACGGGGACCAGGCUCACGCGCUCCGAACCAGCCCCUCCGAAAGAGACGCCUCUGUGCCCACGGCCGGGGUCGUCCUCGAAGACUGUGGCAGGGAGCCGUGCACGCGGCCUGAGCCGUGUCGGGCUUCUGCUGCCUGGAAGACACCAGCGGUUCACCCCAGUGCCCCUGACAGUGUGGACGCCCCUCCGAGCGUGGCCGGAGCAGACCCGCAGCUCGCGCCGGAGGGCCAGGCCGGCCACCCCAGAGAAAAGCCAUCUGCCGGGCACCGCCGGGAGCACCCUGCGGGCGGGAGACGGGCGCCGGCCCCAGACCUGACCCCGCUGGAUUUGAGCGCCAGGUCGAGCCGGGCCGACCCCAGCAGUAAGGACGCGGCCUCGUCCCUGCAGGCCGCGCUGGUCGUCCACCCGUGUCCUUACUGCGACCACAAGACCUACUACCCGGAGGUCCUGUGGGUGCACAAACGCCUCUGGCACAGGGUCAGCUGCAACUCCAUGGCCCCGCAGUGGACUCAGCCCGACGGCCAGCGCAGCCUGAGGAGCAGCCUGGUGUUCCUGGCCCGGAGUGGGCGCACGGGGCCCCCGCCUGCCCUGGGCGGCAAGGAGUGCCAGCCGCUGCUCCUGGCGCGCUUCACCCGCACUCAGGUGCCAGGCGGGGCGCCGGGACCCCGAGGCGGCAGCUCCGCUCCCCUGGCCGCGAGCGCGAGAGCCCCUGGGCCGCCCAAGGGCAAGGAGAGCCACUCCAGCAGCCCCUGUGCGCUGUGGACAUCUGGUGCCGACGGCUCUCGACAGACCAGACCCGGCCCCGGCCAGGAGCCCCUGCUGAAACCCAAGCUGGAGGUUGGCUCCAGGCCGGCGCCCGCCCCGGGCAGCGGCGGGAGCCUCAGUGGAAGCGCCACCCCCACGCCCACUGUGAUUCCCCGGGUGGGCGCCCAGCCCGCGGCCAGCAGCAAGCCACUGGAGAAGUACGGCCCCCCCCCAAGUAAGCACAUCGCCCCCGAACCCCUGAAAGCCAAAUGCAGCCCUCAGCCUCAGGGUCAGCCUCCCGCGAACGCCGAUGGGGGCCCGCCUCUCCCUCCCUGCGAGCCCCCUCUGAAGGCAGCCCAGGAGCUGAGGACGCUGGCCAGCUGUGCCGCGGGGUCCCGGGGGGACGCGGCCGGGGCGCCCCCCGUCCUGCACUCCAUCAAGCAGGAGCCGGCCGCCGAGGGCCACGAGAAGCGCCUGGACAUCCUCAGCAUCUUCAAGACGUACAUUCCGCAGGACCUGGCCACGCUGUACCAGGGCUGGGGCGGCGGCCCCGGGCCCGAGCACAGAGGGACGCUCCGGCCGCAGGCGCGCCCCGGGGACUUCGUCUGUGUCGAGUGCGGGAAGACCUUCCACCAGCCCAGCCACCUCAGGGCGCACAUGCGGGCGCACACAGGUAUUGCCACCGCCGGGGUGGGCCCCACGCUCGGGGACACGGGGAGGGGGACACAGAGACUUGAGCCCCUGGCCAGGCGCAGCACGCCCACUGUGGCUCCUGUGGCCCAGCUCCCCUGGGCUGAGUGCCUGAGGUUGCAGCCAGAUGAGCCUGUUUGCCGAAGCUCCCUCAGUCAGAUGAGGAAGGAGCGGGUGCCCAUGCCGCUGGCACCGCACAGCGGAACCUGCGCCUGCCUGGCAUCCCCUGGGACCCGCCUGGCCCUGGGCUAG